AUGAGCGUUAGUUGUAUUUGCCUCCUAGUAAUAUUUUGCUUGUUUCAACAGCGAAUAGAUGGUACAACAAUCUACACUUGUAAUGCGACAAGCCCGUGUGGUUGUUCAAAGAAUUCUGCUAUUGUAUCAAAAAUCGUUGGAGGUGAAGCGGCUAAAACCAGUAGUUGGGGAUGGAUGGUAUCUUUACGUGAAAGGAAUCAACACAUCUGUGGAGGGGCAAUACUUUCAGCUUCCUAUGUUAUUACAGCUGCUCAUUGUAUGGAUGACCUUGGUUCAUUAUCAGUGGGCACAAUCGUCGCUGGUAUUGAUACACAAUCGCAAGCCGGUAUAGUACGAUCGUUAACCAAGUCAUAUGUUCAUCCACAAUAUGAUCCUGUCACGUUUGAAAAUGAUAUUGCAAUCAUUCAGCUAAAAACUCCUCUGGACAUGACCAAUCUUCUUAUAUCAAAAAUAUGUUUACCAACUAUUGACCCAAAUCUGCUGAAAACACAAGAUUAUCCAAUCGUCGGGAGUACUCUCGUUGGCAUUGGUUGGGGCACAUUAUCAGCGGGAAGUUUAACAUUAUCGGACACUUUACAACAAGUGACAGUGAAAGCUAUAUCAAAAACCGCAGCCACUUGCCGUAGUGUUUUGGAAAAUUCAACAUUACAAUUUUGCGCUGGAGUUACUGGCGGGGGAAAGGAUACGUGUCAGGGUGAUUCAGGAGGGUCAUUAAUGAUGUUUACAUCCAGUCAUCAAUGGGAAUUAGUUGGUAUCACUUCAUACGGUAUUGGCUGUGGCUUACCAGAUUUCAGCGGUGUAUAUACAAAAGUUGCGUAUUAUCAGUCAUGGAUCCGAGCGAUCCUGGGUACCACUACCACCACUAAAACAACGAAGCCUACCACCAAAACAACGACUACAGUGAAGCCUACUACCAAGACAACCAUGACUACAGCGAAGCCUACCACCAAAACAACGACUACAGUGAAGCCUACUACCAAGACAACCAUGACUACAGCGAAGCCUACCACCAAAACAACGACUACAGUGAAGCCUACUACCAAGACAACCAUGACUACAGCGAAGCCUACUACCAAAACAACAAAAAAGUGA
Molecule: messenger RNA, 1092 nt
Organism: Didymodactylos carnosus
Lineage: Eukaryota; Metazoa; Rotifera; Eurotatoria; Philodinida; Philodinidae
Source: the annotation of a GenBank genome assembly